AUGGCGGGUACGCUUUCCAACCUUUGCUCUAAAAUGUCCUUGCAAGAGGAGGAUAACCAAGAGAGGGUUAUUAUUGAUCAAGAAUGGAUUGACGAACCGGAAGGAGCUUUGGCAUGGUUUUGUCUCAUUGGCAAGUCGUUGGCCAAGAAGCAACCCAACCUAGAAGCUUUGAAGGCGGUGAUGAGCAAGGCCUGGAAUAUUGAAUCAGAUUUCCAAGUUGAGGAGAUGAAUUUGAGUCACUCUCUCAAAGCUGGUACUUUAGUUACUGCUCCAAAUGAGGAAUUGUAUGUCGAUUUCCGAUAUGAAAAGUUACCCGACUAUUGUUGGGUGUGUGGCCUUCUCGACCAUCUGGAUAAUGAUUGUCCGGUGACAGUUAUGUUGAGGAAAAAUCAUCAGGUUGUGAAGAAGAAGUACACUUGCAGUCUCAAAGCUGAAUUUCCUCCAGUUACUCCGGCUAAGGAACCUGCUUCGAGUCACAGGAGAGGGGGAUCAGCGGCAUCAGUCUCACCUGUUUUGAGAACUGGAAGAGAGGUGGGUAAUAUUGGACCAGCGGGGAGUAAGUCAGUCCCUUUUAAGUCCAUCACCGGAGAUGGGCCGGUGAGAAAUCAUGUUGACAACCCUGCAUUGUAUGGCAGACGAGCGGCGCGUGCUCUACAAUUUGAUGAAGCUUUGUGUGAGAUUAUUUCCCGUAUGAAUGGGAUUCCGGUUAGGCAGCAACCGAAUUUGAAGGAGAAUCAGGGCCAACGUCAGCAACGUGGGAAUGGAGGAAACGUGGAUGUUGGUUUGUCGGUUGACUCCGCAAGAAGAGGAAUUUUAAGUAAGAUGGGUGCGGUUUCAAAGGAAAAUUUGUUGGUAGAAGGAGAAGGGGAGUCUCGUGGGUUGGCGGUGGUUAAUGAUGUGGAGAGUUCUAAUAACUCUCAAUAUCCUGAUGAUUAUAUUCCUCUAAUUGAUAAUAGGGGGUGUGGGUCUUUUAUUGGGGCUGAAAUUAUAGGUGCGCAAUCCAUCCAAGGUGUUGGGCUUUCAUAUAUUGGCCCAAUAUCAGAAGCUUCAGAGGGUAGGAAAAUUCGAAAAUGGAAGAAGACAGCCAGCACAGCUCAGUCGGCUUCUGUUGAUUUGCUCUGCCAUGAGACCAUAGGAAGCGUUGGUGUUGCUGAUCUUCGAGAGGAUGAAGCUGACUCAGGGAUUAGGAAGCAUGUUGGAUUGCCUAAUGAUAAUGGUUCUAUGGUAGACCUGAAACAUCUAGGAGACAUGAAUCUUGACCGGCAUGUACCCUCUCGAUAUCGAAAGAGACCUUUCAAAUAUGAGCAAAUGUGGGCUGCUCAUGAGUCAUUUGAUGAGGUUAUUUCACAAGCUUGGUCGUCGGGUGAUAUUGCCUCAUCACGUAAAAGCAAGAAGGUUAUUGAUCGAAUUGAAGACGAUGCUGGUGUUGUGUGUGAAGAACCAUCAGGUAUUGAGAAUAUUUUUAAUAAUUAUUUUAAAGAUAUUUUCACAUCCUCGCAUCCGACCCAAUGCAAUAUUCAAGCUGUUCUUAAUCAUUUGGAGUGCCGAGUUACAGAGGAGAUGUGCGUCCAUUUAGAGGAAAAAUUUACUGUCGAUGAAGUGCAACAAGCAGUAUUCCAAAUGUCAGGCUCGAAAGCUCCAGGCCCGGAUGGAUUAUCACCCGCGUUUUUCCAGCGUUGUUGGAAGGUUGUUGGUGUUGAUGUUACGGAUUUUGUGCUUGAUUUUUUGAAUAAUGGUUCUCCUCUUCCAAAUGUGAAUCAUACAAAUAUCGUUCUCAUUCCAAAAUUAGAUUCUCCUCAUUUUGCUAAGGACUAUCGACCGAUAAGUCUGUGCAAUGUCAUCUUCAAAAUUGUUUCGAAAGUUCUUGCUAAUAGAUUGAAGGCUAUUCUUCCGGAAUUAAUUGGAGAGAAUCAAAACGAUAGCAUUUUAUUUUUACAGGCGUCUAGGAAAGAAUGUGAGGCAAUGAUUUCUCUACUUAAUUUAUUUGAAGCUGUCUCUGGUCAGAAAAUUAAUAUUGACAAGUUCUCGUUUUUAUUUAGUGCAAACACACCGGUGGCUAUUCAGAAUGAGGUGAAGAGUUAUCUUGGAAUCCAACGGAUUUUAGAUAGAGAUAAAUACUUAGGUCUCCCUAUUAUGAUUGGGCGGUCUAAAUCUAGGGAAUUCCAAUUUAUUAAGGAUAGAUUGAAGAAGAGAAUUUCUAGCUGGAAUUCGAGAUUGUUUUUGAGAGCAGGGAAGGUUGUAAUGCUCCAAUCGGUAGCCCAAGCGAUUCCAGUUUUGCUGGCAGGUCGAAAGGUCAUUAUUGCAGAAUCUCGUUUCCGAGUAGGGGAGGGGAAUUUGGAUAUUUGGAAUGAUAGGUGGAUUGCCAAACCACUUUCUUUUCGGCCCUCUCCUAGGAUUGCGUCUAUUGUACCUGAUUUGAAGGUCUCGGAUCUAAUUGAUGGAGAUAAUAGAAUGUGGCGAAUUGAUUUGGUCAGUGACUUAUUUGAGGAGGAGGAUGCUUCUCGCAUUUUGGGGUUGGCAAUACUGAGACAUCCAGUUUGUGAUUGCUUAAUUUGGAAUGCCAAUAGGAUGGGGGAUUUCUCGGUUAAAUCUGCUUAUUAUGUGGCAAGAGAUGUGCUGCAACGAGCUGAUUCACUUCAAGGACCUCGGCAGCAGACUUGGAAACUAGUCUGGUCUUCGCAUAUCAUGCCUAAAAUUCUUUUCUUUACAUGGCGGUUGAUAUGGAAUAUUUUGCUGACAAAAGGUAAUCUUCUCUCUCGGGGUUUGGAUGUUCCACAAUUGUAUGAAGUAUGUGGGGAGCAGCCAGAAUCGGUUUUCCAUUUCUUCUUCAGAUGCAAAUUUAGCGAGUUGGUAUGGGACCGAGUUGGUCAUUGGGUUAAUCCGACUCUUGAUCAAUGGAAUUCUGAUGGAGAUUGGUGGGAUUUCUUCAUAGCAAAAGCGGCUUCAAUUGGUCAGAUUGAUAAGGUUCUAAUUACCUUGUGGCUAAUUUGGAAUAAUCGAAAUAAAGCUUUGUAUGAACAGGCUUCUGCCCUACCAAAUGCCAUUAAUUUUUCGACUUCCUCUAUUUUGGAGCAGUAUACUUCUAUUCAAAGGAGAACAGACCAGUUCUCUUUGACUCAUCCUCGGCAACUGACUUGGGUUCCUCCUCCAAUGGGGAUGGUUAAGAUUAAUACUGAUGCUGCUUUUUGCAGUGGAUCAGGGGAAGUAGGAUUGGGAGUAGUCAUCCGAGAUAGCGCUGGCGAGAUCAUUGUUUGUGCCUCUCGUUGCCUCAACUUCAUUGCGGAUUCUUUGUAUGCAGAAGUACAUGCAUUACUUUUUGGGUUUAAACUUGCUUUUGAAUAUGGGAUUGAAAGUUGCAUUUUUGAAAGCGAUUCUUUGCUGGCUAUCACCCAAAUUAAUAAGACGGAUCCUGUCUUUUGGGAAGCUAAUACUGUAGCACAUAAUCUCGCUAAUUUGUGGCAGGAUUGUGUGUGGUGCGGGACUUUUCCUCCCGGCGUUUUGUAA
This is a messenger RNA of Corchorus capsularis, 3504 nucleotides long. The record is from the annotation of a GenBank genome assembly. NCBI's taxonomy places the organism in Eukaryota, Viridiplantae, Streptophyta, Magnoliopsida, Malvales, Malvaceae.